Molecule: messenger RNA, 2295 nt
Organism: Dacryopinax primogenitus
Lineage: Eukaryota; Fungi; Basidiomycota; Dacrymycetes; Dacrymycetales; Dacrymycetaceae
Exons: 10
Coding region: 1-2295 (764 amino acids)
Biological process (GO): regulation of transcription by RNA polymerase II
Cellular component (GO): Rpd3S complex
Source: RefSeq, a predicted model, not a curated record
AUGUCCUCUCUUCCCCUAUCACUUCCGGCGCUCAACCCACCUCCAGCCAUACGGCAGCCCGCCGACCUCCCAACGUCUGACCCUUCUCUCGCGACAGAGCUCAUGCCCGCCCCUCCUCCAUUAUCCUACGUGACAAACCCCUCGUCGCACCACGGCCAGCGGCUGCCCAUCCUCACCCGCUCGGGCGCCAACCGUUAUCUCCCCAGCGUGGACCUCGGCACGACCUACACAGGACAUGGGAUCCUACCGCCUGGGGCGGGCAGCUUGGAAACUCCCCCUCCGACGGUGCUGGGAGAAGGAGGAGAACCGGUAAAGCCGAAGAGGAAUACAAGGGGGGCUGCGCUGGGGCCAAAUGCAAAAUCUACAGCGGUAAACCGCGUCCAGCGGGUAACACGCUCAUCCCGGCCUGCAACGGAUUCUCCAGCUCCAGGGAGUCAUUCCACACCUCCUCCACCCGUAGCAGGUCCAUCCGGCACUACACACGCCGUUGAAGAGGUGGAUGACGCCCCCGAGCGCCCGCCAAAGAGGCAAAAAGUGGAAAAUAAGGGCAAGGGUAAGGAGAAAGAGCCUAUCAAGGAGGGCGAACCCAUACAGAUGAACAAGGACUACUGCGAGACUUGCGGCGGGAUCGGAGAGUUUAUCUGCUGUGAUGGAUGUACGAGAAGUUACCAUUUCUUAUGUUUGAACCCCCCUGUCGAAUUGGACGACAUCCCCGAGGACAAGUGGUACUGCGGCGUGUGCUUGUAUAACCACAAAUCACAUCCCAAGCUAACGAAUCGAUUUCUUGGUGCACUUGCCCAGAAGGUGGAAAGCGAGUCGCCCAAAAUCUUCAAACUACCAGACCCAAUACGCGAGUACUUCAAGAGCGUAACUACUGGCCUGACUGGUGAAUAUGUACAACAAGGACAAGCACGAGGAGGGCGACUAAACAAAUACGGCGCUGUGGAGGAGCGCGACCCAUACCGGCUGAAGGACAAGAACGGCAAACCAAUCCUAUGCUACAAAUGCAAAGGCCCCGCCGUUCCUGUCACCCUCCCCGAAGCACAGCGUAAGACACGCGCGGGCUCUGUGAAAACCAUCACGCGACCGAUCAUUUCCUGUGACUUUUGCAGCCAGCAUUGGCAUUAUGAUUGUUUGGAGCCACCUCUAGUGCACCCGCCAGCGAAUUGGAAGAAAUGGCAGUGUCCGUUACAUGUGGAGCAGCUCUUCCCUAUGAAACGCAUACCUGCUAAAGGUGUCAAGACUGUCGAUGUCAACCAGCGAAAUAAACCAAAUAAUGGCAUCAUCGAUGUCAUCUUCCCUGAGGAAGAUCUGUCCUCCAUGAAAGUGGAGAACGUCGUCAUUAAUGGGAAGCGGUAUCGGAUACCGGAGAAGACCAUCAUUCUCGAUUUUUGGGAUGCGUUGCAAGGCAAGCGACCAGAGCCUGCUGGUACAGAAUCUGUCCGCACGUCCGUAGCCCCAACCGACGUACUGACGCCACUCCCCAAUCCAGCAUUAACGAGAACCGCCGGCCUCGACAGUGCCUUCUCAUCUCCUCUUUCCUCACUAUCCUCCCUCAGUUCUGUGUCGGACGAGGAUAUGUUGAGCGAUACCCUUAGCGAGCAGCUAGAGGAAGACCACAAGUUCCCACCAUCUGCGGUUGAAACCUCUCCUGUGCUCAGAGGGAUGUCAACCCCACCACAACAAGUUGGGGAGAGACACAUCAACGAGCACGAUGCAGCCGAGAUACUGGUCUCUUUUAGCCACGGAACUGCUCCGAACAUUCCUGAGCUUCCGGUUGGUCUGGGGAUAUUCCAGUCUACGCCUCUGACAGAUCGGACCAAUCACGAAAUCGAACGUCCCUCUACACCUCCUAUGCCCCGCAAGGUGCUUCGUUCAGCCACAAAGACAAAUGGUAGCUCGACAGGCUCUGCAAGACCUUCCAACGCUACCCCUGGUUCUGUGGCCAAAGGUAGCAUCUUGUCUUCAGCACGUGAGCAGCUCAAGAACGAUGUACACAUGGCGUUGUUACCGUCUUCUCGGCCGUCAUCCCCCAUGAUUGUAUCUUCUACACCCUCCUCCCCACAACCAAAGCCGGGCAUCACUGUCAAGCAGAAGGAGGAUGGAUCCUUCACGCUGAGAUUGCCUUCACUCAAGCGCACGCUCAGUCAUCAAAACAAUCAUGCAAUGCCGUCCAAGGCUGUUGAGGAAGAUGCCUCUUCUCUUCCCCUCGAGGAAAUCAACAGAUUGCAAGCCGUGCGGCGACUACUGCAGAAGAAGGGGGAGUCGGCUCUGCUCAAGUUUCUCGAAUCAUAA